Nanorana parkeri is the source of this 2720-nucleotide messenger RNA. It is a transcript of the gene MASTL, whose product is annotated as microtubule associated serine/threonine kinase like. NCBI's taxonomy places the organism in Eukaryota, Metazoa, Chordata, Amphibia, Anura, Dicroglossidae. Gene Ontology annotation, biological process: peptidyl-serine phosphorylation; intracellular signal transduction. The coding region runs from base 54 to 2675 and encodes 873 amino acids. Gene Ontology annotation, molecular function: ATP binding; protein serine/threonine kinase activity. The transcript is spliced from 12 exons. Gene Ontology annotation, cellular component: nucleus. The record is from RefSeq and is a predicted model, not a curated record.
CGAAUUUAAACUGGAGUGGCGGAGUGCCCGCGGCCAGGGUUGUACGGGGUAGGAUGGGGGUCGGGGAGCCUGAGAAGGGGGAUGCGUCCCCGUGUGUGGACAAGAAGUUCACCGUCCCGCAGCCGCCUUCCAUCGAGGACUUUAAUAUAGUGAAGCCCAUCAGCCGGGGCGCCUUCGGGAAGGUGUAUCUGGCCCGCAGGAAAAACAACAGCAAGCUGUUCGCUAUCAAGGUGGUGAAGAAAGCAGACAUGAUUAAUAAGAAUAUGGUUCAUCAGAUCCAGGCGGAAAGAGACGCUCUCGCUUUGAGCAAAAGUCCUUUUAUUGUACAUUUGUACUACUCUCUCCAGUCAGCCAACAACAUCUAUCUGGUCAUGGAAUAUCUCAUUGGUGGGGAUGUGAAGUCUCUCCUGCACAUCUAUGGUUACUUUGAUGAAGACAUGGCAGUGAAAUUAAUCUCAGAGGUGGCCCUGGCUCUAGACUACCUGCACAGGCACGGUAUAAUCCACAGGGAUCUGAAACCGGAUAAUAUGCUGAUUUCCAAUAAGGGUCAUAUUAAGCUAACAGACUUUGGCCUCUCGAAAGUCACUCUGAAGCGAGAGCUUAACAUGUUGGAUAUUUUAACAACCCCUUCAAUGGCGAAACCCAAGGAAGACUAUUUCCGCACCCCAGGCCAAGUUCUCUCUCUCAUCAGUUCCUUGGGAUUUAACUCUCCAGUUCAAGGUAAGAUGCAGGCAUCGGUCUCCUCCAUGACGCCAGUGUAUAAUGAAUUCUCACAGGGAAAUUCCACUCCAAUUGUAACGAAGAAAAAAGAAAGCUUUGCGAAAGGCAGCAAACUUCAUUUAUCAUAUCCUGAAGUCAGUAUGUCCAGUCCUAGUAUGCCUGUGAAAUGCCUCACCCCAAACCUACUGAAGUCUAGAGCACGGCAGGGCACCUCCAGUACCAGCAGCCAUUCUCAUAUCUGUGUGUCCAGCAUGGAGUCUGAUUACUGCAGCAGUCCAAAAUGGGAAAAUCCUAACCAGGAUCCGGAUGGGCCAUCAUACUUGCGUUCAAGCCGCUUGAAGAACAGUAUGUUGGAUAAAUCGCUGAGCAAGAUCCAUGUGGGGAAAGUUGCCAAGAGUAUAAAAGAUUUGGAAUCCGCCUUCUCCCCCAUCGUUCGUCGCAGGACAUACAGAAAGUCCGAAAAUCCAGAGGACACAAGUGGGCUUGAUGAAACUCCUAAUAGCAGUAUAAACACCAAGGGCUUCAUCCGAAAAUGUCUCUAUGAUCCUAGCACACAAGAAGAAAAGGAGAACUUUGGUGCGAACACGAAAGGACUUAAACAUUUGCCAAAAUCUCCAGAAUUCCCUCCAUGGCUGGCUAGUGCCUCAUUGAAUGAUUUAGCGGACACUGAAGAUGAAAAUGCAGAAAGACCCGCAAACAAAAGAAGUUUUUCACAGGUUGAGACAAGCCCCGGGCAAGACGCCGCAGAAAAGAAAAAUAAUUCCCAGUAUAAACGUGCAUAUAAAUUAUCGGAGGUCCAGGUUAACCCGAGCACGGGUUUAACCAUGGAAAUUGAGGCUCUCCUUCUUAAUGACCUCCGAAAAGGCGUUUCGAAUGCAGAGAAUCUGGAAAAUGUGUUUGUACCCGCACCACACACUCUGGAGAAGUUGGGCUCUCCAAACCUGGUGGCCAAGAAUUUGUUGUGUGAACUAGAUGAAAACUGUGAGCAGGUGGAGGGUCCUGAUGCCUGGAGAUCAAGCCCCAAUAGGGAUUCUGACCCUUCUCCUCCUACAUCUAUGGAAAAGGAGAUUUCUGAUGUGGAUAAAAGCAUGAAAGAACUUUCUGUUGAGUCCCAAAAUGAUGUUGGCGAGGGCUCAUCUACAGAAGAUUUCGGUAUCGACGAAACCGUUAAACAUGACCAAAAAGAGAAUGAAUGCAGGGGGCGUGCCCUAGCCGACAUCACCAAUAAUGCCUGGGCAUCUCCCGCCACCACCAGGAUACCGCCCAAUUCUAAAAAGCGUCCUGUUGUGGCUUUCAGAAGCUAUAAUAGCUCCAUCAAUGCUUCACAUAUCUCGGAACCUUCCAGACUGAGUAUUGGCUCGAUGGACAAAAUACAUUUCUCUCUGGGUUGUACAGGAUCCUACCCAUUGGCUGUUACUCCGGCACAAAAGGACAGGGCACUCAAGAAUUUUCAGGGUCUGGCAGAGACACCAUACAGAACACCAAAGAGUGUGCGUAGAGGAGCGGCGCCAGCUGAGAAUGAGAAGAUUCUGGGAACACCGGACUAUCUGGCUCCAGAGUUGCUACUGGGACAUCCACAUGGACCUGCAGUGGACUGGUGGGCCCUUGGAGUUUGCCUGUUUGAGUUUUUGACUGGCAUUCCCCCUUUUAACGAUGAGACUCCAGCACUAGUGUUCCAAAAUAUUUUAAAAAGAGACAUCCCGUGGCCAGAAGAUGAUGAAACACUUUCUCCUAAUGCUCACAGUGCAAUCGAUAUUCUGCUCACCCUCGAUAACACAAAGAGAGCCGGAUUAAAAGAACUGAAGGCUGACGCUCUUUUUCAUGGCAUAGAAUGGGCCAAUUUGCACAACCAGGCCAUGCCCUUUAUACCGCAGCCAGACGAUGAAACGGACACCACGUACUUUGAUGCCAGGAAUAACGCGCAGGAUCUCAAAGUCUCUGGAUUCAGCCUAUAGCUGUGCUUCUUUCUGGAAACGCCUCCUAUCAUUGUCUACUGGGAG